Ectocarpus sp. CCAP 1310/34 is the source of this 560-nucleotide messenger RNA. The record is from the annotation of a GenBank genome assembly. NCBI's taxonomy places the organism in Eukaryota, Phaeophyceae, Ectocarpales, Ectocarpaceae.
AUGAUCUCAGGAUCGGCAAAGAACAUGUACACAGAACCGACAAAGGCGAGACGAGGCGAGGCGAGCGGCAAGCACCACAAGGACAGCCAAGGACAGUCAAGGAAAGGGACAUACCUCGGCGAUCCUCGAGGAUCCUCAAGGGGAAAGACUGUAUGGGUAGGAAGGGCAGGGUAGCGGUUGGAAUGGGUGUGUGUUGUGUGUUUUCGUCCUGUUUACUAUGGCGACAUCCCCCCAUUUGUCGUGGUGAGACGUGUUCUAUACACUUUUCAGCGUGUGAAGAGUACUACACUUUUCAGUGUAUUUAUUCGUACAACUACAACUAUCCAGGGUCACACAGGAGGGGAUAAACACCAGGCCUUUUUUCUUCUUUUUUAUUUCUUUUCGUGUCCCACCUUCCUCCUGCGGUGCGUGUUGAAUUUUUUUUUUCUCGCGAGAAGGGUUCAACCGUCCCUUUCCCUCGUCAACGGUGCUAACGUCGAAUUUUGGUACUCACGAGAGCUUGUCAGCUAUAUUUCGCUUGCACCGGCACAUUUCGUAUUUUUUUCACCCCAUGGGGAUUC